AUGGACAAGCUACCCACCACAAUAACGCAGAUAUUGGCGCCAAUCGCUGACAAUACACCACUAGACCAGUUAGCAAACUCCGCCGACCGUAUCGCAACAAAACUGGACCAAGGAAUGUGUGCCGUGCAGCGCCCAGACGACACACCAGCCAAAGACACAGAUCUGGAAAAGGCAGUAGCUGACCUGCAACAUCAGCUGCAGGAUAUACGAAUGCUCCUUUCCCGCAAAUCAAGAGGCCCGAGGCCGGCGGUUGGCGACAGAGAGUACAGAGUACCAGCAGGGAUCGACGAGUCGACCCGGAAUUAUGAUGGUACCACCACAGAUUCGGCACCAGGGCAAGACAUUGCUCGGCAACCUGCAAAUACAGCUCCAAAACUAAAUCGGAAAACUAAACUGCCGGCGGGUAGUAGCAUCAGAACCCCCCGCGGAGCUCGUGUUUGGCAUGCCUCUCUCCUUACCAGGACAAUAUUUCCACCUUCCGCAGUACUCUUUCCACCUUCCGCAGUACAACCUCACCAAGUUCUUUCGUGCAAGAUCUGCGCCACAAAAUGGCCAAACUUACAUACACUCCCCCACGACAACAAACCACAAGCUCCUACUUACCACAGAAAUUGGAUACCUGCGAUUUUGUUUUUGUUAGAACCUCUCACACCUAGCUACCAAGGUCCCUUUAAAGUUCUGAAGCGUUCUAAUAAAUUUGUCACGAUCAUGCGCGGCAAAGACAAAGAUACAGUCUCCACCGACCGACUUAAACCAGAUUGGUUAGAGGAAACUUCUCCCGACCCAGACUUCUUAAACGCUGUCGCGCUCUUUACAAAAGGGCAGACAUCCGGGGAUCGCUGUUCCAUCUGCCUACCUCCGAGCUGUCGCCUUGAACCUGACAACGCCCCUUCAACUGACACUCUCUAA
This is a messenger RNA of Acanthosepion pharaonis, 909 nucleotides long. NCBI's taxonomy places the organism in Eukaryota, Metazoa, Mollusca, Cephalopoda, Sepiida, Sepiidae. The record is from the annotation of a GenBank genome assembly.